This is a messenger RNA of Gekko japonicus, 1535 nucleotides long. RefSeq names its product S-phase kinase-associated protein 1 (gene SKP1). NCBI's taxonomy places the organism in Eukaryota, Metazoa, Chordata, Lepidosauria, Squamata, Gekkonidae. Gene Ontology annotation, biological process: SCF-dependent proteasomal ubiquitin-dependent protein catabolic process. The transcript is spliced from 6 exons. Gene Ontology annotation, molecular function: cullin family protein binding. Gene Ontology annotation, cellular component: nucleus; cytoplasm. The record is from RefSeq and is a predicted model, not a curated record. The coding region runs from base 96 to 587 and encodes 163 amino acids.
GCGGCCGCAACUUGGCCUGAGGUUUGCUCCUCAUCGUAGUCAGUCCGCGUCGAGGAAGGAGGGGCUGAGAGCUGCCAGCGCGUUGCUGCCUCACGAUGCCUUCAAUUAAACUGCAGAGUUCUGAUGGAGAGAUAUUUGAGGUUGAUGUUGAAAUUGCAAAGCAGUCUGUAACAAUCAAGACUAUGUUGGAAGAUUUAGGAAUGGAUGAUGAAGGGGAUGAUGAUCCUGUUCCUCUUCCAAAUGUUAAUGCAGCUAUAUUAAAAAAGGUGAUCCAGUGGUGUACCCACCAUAAAGAUGACCCACCACCUCCUGAGGAUGAUGAGAACAAAGAGAAACGAACAGAUGACAUCCCUGUUUGGGACCAAGAAUUUCUUAAAGUAGAUCAAGGAACUCUCUUUGAACUUAUCCUGGCUGCCAACUACUUAGACAUCAAAGGUUUACUUGAUGUGACAUGCAAAACUGUUGCAAAUAUGAUUAAGGGGAAAACACCAGAAGAAAUCCGCAAGACUUUCAAUAUCAAGAAUGACUUCACUGAAGAGGAAGAAGCUCAGGUACGCAAAGAGAACCAGUGGUGUGAAGAGAAGUGAAGUCUUGUGCCUGACACCUAACACUGUAAGGAUUGUUCCAAAUACCAAGUUGCACUGCUCUGUUUAUAAUUGUUAAUAUUAGACAAAUGCAGCAGCAAAUGAAGUUAUGCUAGUAGAGUGGUGUUCUCUGCAUGUGUAAUGUUUGAAUAUAGAUUUAAAAUUCUAUGGUUGAGUUUUUAUCAGUGUAAUCUGAUGUCCUUACUUUUCCUCUGCUCUGAAUAAAACUGAACUAAGUGUGGACUUCUUACGGCAAUUAGCACUGCGAGCUAGCCUUUCCAUGCUCUUCAAUGUAUCACUGUAACAUUAAAAUAUGUAAGAUGUCAGAAAGUCAGAAACCUCUGGCAUUGUAAAUAAAACCACUUGCAAAAGUUUUCUGAAACAUAACUCACACAGCCUAUUUUCAUUCACAGAACAUUUAGUGGCUUCUUAGGCUACAGGGUGUGUGGGAACCCAGUUGGAAGAAUUGUUGGGAGAUUUCUGUUGGUGAGAACCUUUUCUGUUGGUGAGAACUGCCAGCAAACUCUGUUAAUUUUGCCUGCAAAAGGCCAGUUCUGGUGAAAUCAUGUAGGCAGGCAUGACACAGGCAGUGAGAGCUGGUCGGCUAAACACCUCUUGCGGCAGGUAAUGUGGAGACAGAGUUUCCUCAUGGAAAUAGUUAUGUGCUCAUUCUCCCAGAGUCAGCAGAUUAUAUCUACUAUGUGACCAAAGUUAAUGUUUCUUGGACAGUGCAGUUUCAUACCUGCUGCUGGUAAAGGUAUGGUGUUUUGCUAUAGCUCAUUGAGGGUUUUUGUGGAUCUGUGAAAGUUGAGUCACUGCAUUUGACUUUGUGUACAGCAGCAUGUGUCCUGAUUACAUGCAUGCUGUCAUGCUGAUCUAAUGGUUUCCUAAGGAAAAAUACCACUUGCAAGUAUCUGGGUGAUUCCCCCCCUCCCCCCAGUUCCUCUACAG